AUGACUCCAGAGCACACGUGGGCAGGCCCCUCCCCACUGCCUCGCAGAGAGGUCGGCCUCACGAGCAGCCCGCGGCGUCCUGCCAAGCUAAGUCAUCGCCUCUGUUCCAUCCCGCCCCCGUCUCCACGACUGCAACACGCCCACGUGCACGACGCUGUGGGCGUGCACGGCAGCGUGGGCGUGCACGUUGCCCCCCACCCUGUGUGCCCCCCCCCCCUCCCCCCACCCCAGGGGGCCGUGAGCGAGUACGACGGCUGCCCCAAGGACAACGCCUCGUUCGUGUGCAACAAGAAGACCAGCUGCAAGAGCUGCUCCUCGGACCAGAACUGCCAGUGGGAGCCACGCAACCAGGAGUGCAUCUCCCUGCCAGAGAACGUGUGUGGCGAGAGCUGGCACCUGGUGGGCAACUCGUGCCUCAAGUUCCUGACGGCGAAGGACUCGUAUGACAACGCCAAGCUGGCGUGCCGCGGGUACAGUGGCGUGCUGGCCUCGCUCACCUCCCCCAAGGAGGUGGACUUCGUCCUGAAGGAGCUGCAGAUCAUGAGCGUGGUGUACAAGGCGCUGGUGACCCCCUGGGUGGGCCUGAGGAAGAUCAACGUGUCGUACUGGUGCUGGGAGGACAUGUCGCCCUUCUCCAACACCAGCCUGCAGUGGCUGCCCGGGGAGCCCAGCGACGCCGGCUUCUGCGGCUACCUGGCGGAGCCGGCGGCCAGCGGCCUGCGCGCCCAGAGCUGCAUCAACCCCGUCAACGGCAGCCUGUGCGAGCGCCCCGCCAACCACAGCGCCAAGCCAUGCCGCACGCCGUGCGCCAUGCGCACCAACUGCAACGAGUGCACCAUCAGCAGCUCGGAGUGCAUGUGGUGCAGCAACAUGAAGCAGUGUGUGGACUCCAACGCCUACGUCGCCUCCUUCCCCUUCGGCCAGUGCAUGGAGUGGUACACCCUGAGCACCUGCCCACCGGAGAACUGCUCGGGGUACGGGACCUGCUCCCAGUGCAUGGAUCAGCCCGGCUGCGGCUGGUGCACCGACCCCAGCAACACGGGCAAGGGCCAGUGCAUGGAGGGCUCCUACCGGGGGCCCUUCCAGACGGAGGUGCCCGCCCCCUCCAGCCUGCCCGGCAUGGCGCCCGGCCUGCAGGUGGCGCUCAACGCCAGCAUGUGCCCCGGCCAGGCCAAGUACAACUGGUCCUUCGUCCACUGCCCAGCGUGCCAGUGCAACGGCCACAGCCAGUGUGUGAACCAGAGUGUGUGUGAGAAGUGCGAGGACCUCACCACCGGAACCCACUGCGAGAGCUGCGUCUUCGGCUUCUUCGGCGAACCCACCAACGGCGGCAGCUGCCAGCCGUGCCGGUGUAACGGCCACGCUGGCAUGUGUAACCCCACCAACGGAAAGUGUUACUGCACCACCAAAGGCAUCAAGGGAGACCGCUGCCACCUGUGUGAAGUGGAGAACCGUUACCAAGGCAACCCCCUGAAAGGAACCUGCUACUACACGCUGCUCAUCGAUUACCAGUUCACCUUCAGCCUAUCCCAGGAGGACGACCGCUACUACAUCGCCAUCAACUUCGUGGCCACGCCGGAGGAGCCGAACCGCGACCUGGACAUGUUCAUCAACGCUUCCAAGAACUUCAACCUGAACAUCACCUGGGCCACCAGCUUCACAGCUGGGACCCAGAGUGGGGAGGAGAUACCCAUCGUCAACCGGAUCAACAUCAAGGAGUUCAAGGAGAGCUUCUCCAACGAGAACUUUGACUUCCGCAACAACCCCAACAUUACCUUCUUCGUCUACGUCACAAACUUCACCUGGCCCAUCAAGAUACAGGUGAGCGCCAGCUCCAAGUCCCCAGAAAAUUACUCUGGUCCCCCCGGAGGGUCAAAGGUCAACUCACUGUGGACCUGGAGAAGACCGAGGGUCUAAUGCGUUUUACCGUCAGAGGUCAAAGGUUAACUCACUGUUGACCAGGGUUUGGAUUCUCUUGGUACCUCACGAUUCGACUAGAUUCCGACUAUGAGGUCAACGAUUCGAUUCUAAAGCGAUUAUCGAUGCAUCUCGAUGCAACAAUUUUAUGUAUAUUUCCAUGCAUGAAUUUCAAAGAAAGAUAUACAUACAUCUGAGUGUGCUAAUCACUUCCUACUUUUCUGAUGAUCAUUAAAGACAUCAACAGAUUAAUUAACUUAUCUAAUAUUUAUUAGAGAAAAAGCUUUUGUCACAAAUAUGACUUUCUAUGACCAAUACAAUAAUCAAUGCAGCUUGCAUUACAACACAUUAUGGAAGUAUGUAAAAAAUAGGGUUCAGUUUUCUUUUCUUUGUCAUUAAAGAAAAAGCUGCUCUUGAACUCUGAGUUCUUGUGUCUGUCUGUGAGUUUGUGUGCAUGCUAUGCUAUGCGUAGGCUAAAUCGCAAUCAUGUUAAGGACAAAUCUGAUUGGCCAAUACACACUGAAGAUAAAUUAAAUCAUUUUAAAAUUACAAAAAUUAUCCCUCUGGCGAACAGAAUGUUGAAGCAGGCGAACAAAUCAAAAUAAAAAGAAUAACAAAAAGCAUUGCAUUUGACCACCAGAGGUUAACAUUUUGUUCAUCUCACAGAGGUCAAAGGUUAAUCCCACGGUGGACCUUAAGAAGGUUAAGAGGCAUUUUCACGAAGGUGAAACCGUUUUGGUCCACCAGAGGUCAAAGCUUAACGUUGCCAUUCAAUAAGUGGAAUACCCAACUCCAGGUUCUAACUCGGCAAUAUAGGAAGUGCGUUCUCUUCCGUCGACACGGCCCGCCCCCCCCCCCCCCCCCCCAUGGUAA
Molecule: messenger RNA, 2790 nt
Organism: Gadus macrocephalus (Pacific cod)
Lineage: Eukaryota; Metazoa; Chordata; Actinopteri; Gadiformes; Gadidae
Product: attractin-like
Exons: 13
Coding region: 1-1917 (638 amino acids)
Cellular component (GO): Golgi apparatus
Source: RefSeq, a predicted model, not a curated record